AUGUCUGACGACACGCCCCCCGAAAUGUCCCAGAAACACAUGAAAGAAAGCAAGCUGCAGCUGGAAUGCAGCCGUAUCAGGGAGCCAAGCGAGAUCCUCAAGAAGAUCCUUGACGACCGUACUGACUCCAAGCUGCUCUAUCAUGCAAUCAGACGCCAUGUUUUCUUCCUCGUUCAACGCGGAGUGAAGUAUGAGGAUGGUGAAAUCACUUUCUAUGACAAAAUCCUCAUGAAGCAUUUCAACGAUGGCCUCCCUAUGAAGAACAUCGGCCUUCUGGAGUUGUUCAUCGACAACUAUGCGGCCAUCAGGGACAAGAACUCGGCCGUUGACAAAGAAACCGCCGUUUGUGCCUUUCUUACUGCGCAGAAGAUCAUCGAUAACGCCGGCCGCUCUCCUGUCAACGGCGAACCCCGAAAAGCCGUCUCUAGCCACCUUGGAGGCUGCAGCACUACCCUCGCCGACCAAUCCGUCAAGCCCUUCAAGACUGAUGACCGCGAGACGAAGAAUAAGGUUGUCCUGAACAACCUCAUCCAGGUUUACCACGCUGCCAAGGCCGAUUACUACAUCGCCGACGCCAACAAGACUGGCAUCUCGGACAAAUCGACUGACAAGUUCAGCAAUGUCCGCUUCCUUCGUGAUACCGCCGAGAACCUUCUCCGCUGUCUGAAGGCCGAGACUGGAGAUCACCCCCUGGUCCCAGAGGUCGAACGCGUGGUCAAUGCAAGCUGCGCGCACGCUGAGCGCCUGGCUGGUGGACGCAAGCGCAUCUUUGAGGAUCCUGAGGAUGAACAGAUCAUUCGUCACCGCAGCAGUCACCGUUCUCACCAUGGCAGCAAUUCCGGCAACUCUCAGGCCAACCACCCCGGAAACUACCCCAAGAGACCACGCCACUCUCAACCCGUUGAUCAUUAUCGUGGCGAGGCUCAUCGUUCUGACUAUCGUGCUGACCACUACCGCCCUGAUGGUCCGGAUCGCCCAGGUCGCUAUGGUCGUUCUAAUCACUAUGAUCGUGCUAAUCGCCCUGACCGUCGCGAGCGGACCCGUCACGAGCCCAUCAAGCGUGCUCUGAGCAUGGAGCGCAUCGGAGACACUCGCUAG
Molecule: messenger RNA, 1098 nt
Organism: Penicillium cinerascens
Lineage: Eukaryota; Fungi; Ascomycota; Eurotiomycetes; Eurotiales; Aspergillaceae
Exons: 2
Coding region: 1-1098 (365 amino acids)
Source: RefSeq, a predicted model, not a curated record